CUGUCCUCCCUGCCAAUCUUGGGAUUUGAUAUCUGUGAGUUUUGUUCUGGUUGAUAUGGUUGAAAGUUUGCUUCUUCUUGUUUUGGGGAAUUUUGGGUUUGCUGCAAUUUUCCUGAGAUGAGUUCUUUUGAUGUUAUGGGUUUUGAAAUUCAGGUGGGAUUUGAUAGGAAAACUACAACUUGUAGCAGAAGCCAAUAACAGUACAUGUGUAAAUUUUUUUUAUUAGUUUUUAUACAACUCUUUUGAUUAAAUCUGCAAAAGUUUCUGUUUUGUGCAGUAUUACAAAAUUACAUCAUAUAAUAUAUUGGUUCCAAUAUUUGGUUUAUAUUGUUGUAGUUAGAUCUUGAGCAUCAAUAUUCUAGCUUUGUAUUUUAGAUUUUGUUUCUAUUUCCAAUUUGGAAGCUUCAACUUAGCAGUUUUAAUUUGGAAGCUUGAAAUUAGCAGUUUUAAUCCAAUGGUUUUGUGUUUCAAGUCUUUUCAAUGAAACCCACCUUUCAAAAUUGAAGAGCAAAAUCACAGUUUGUGAUAGGUUCCCCUUUUGUUAAAUAGUCUGUUUACCUUGCUUUUCGUUCCUUAAAAGCACUUUUGCUUAUAGGUUUUUACCAAACCAAUCAGAUGGAUCAUAAUAUUUUGAGAGCUAUAGCCUAUAGCUUGUGUUGGAAGAAUUAGACAGCUUUCGGGCUCUUGUUCUUCAAAGGAACUAGUUCUAGAUUUUGCUAUCUUCAAGCAGUAUGUGAUUAGGCUUGACAUCCAUACAUCCUAGGCUCUACAGGUCUAAAGUCGAUUAAUGGCUCAUUCAGCCGAACCAUCAUCCUCUCUGAGCUUUACUUCAUCACCCCAUUUAUCAAAUGGUUCAAUAAGCCACAACUUAUCGUGUUCUGGCUCCGAAUCGGUGCCAAGUCUUGAAGUCAUCAGUUUGUCCAAGCUUAGCUCUAGUUUGGAGCAGUUGUUGAUUGAUCCUGGCUGUGACUAUAGUGAUGCUGAUAUCGUAGUUGAGGGGAUUCCUGUUGGUGUACACCGAUGUAUAUUGGCUUCUAGGAGUGGAUUUUUUCGCGAGCUAUUCAAGCGAGAAAAGGGGUCUUCUGGAAAGGAAGACAGGCCAAAGUACUGUAUGAGUGAUUUUCUGCCUUAUGGCGAUGUUGGAUAUGAAGCCUUCUUGGUUUUCUUAAGCUAUGUGUAUACUGGAAAGCUUAAGCCUUCUCCCGUGGAGGUGUCAACCUGCGUUCACAAUGUAUGUGCCCAUGACGCAUGUAGACCUGCUAUCAAUUUCGUUGUGGAAUUGAUGUACGCCGCUUCCAUUUUCCAAAUGCCCGAUCUGGUUUCGAUAUUCGAGCGGCGCCUUCUUAAUUUUGUUGGGAAAGCUCUGUCAGACAAUGUUGUCCCAAUUCUCUUGGUUGCCUUCCAUUGUCAGUUGAAUCAGCUCAUCGAUCAGUGUGUAGAUAGAGUGGCACGAUCAGAUAUUGAUGACAUCUCUCUUGAGAAGGGACUUCCUGAUGAGGUUGUGAAGAAAAUCAAAAGUCUUCGCCGCAAUUAUCAGCAGGAUUCUGACCCAAACUUGCCACCUGCCGAUCCCUUGCAUGAAAAGAGAAUCCGAAGAAUACAUAAGGCUUUGGACUCGGAUGAUGUCGAGCUUGUGAAACUUCUUUUAACGGAGUCUAAUAUAACCUUAGAUGAAGCAAAUGCUCUCCAUUAUGCUGCAGCUUACUGCGAUCCUAAGGUUGUGACCGAAGUGCUUGCUCUGGGCCUCGCUGAUGUUAACCUCCGGAAUUCUAGGGGUUAUACAGUGCUUCACAUUGCUGUGAUGCGCAAAGAGCCAUCAAUUAUUGUAUUGCUACUGACUAAAGGAGCUCGUGCAUCGGAGCUGACAUCAGAUGGUCAGAGUGCUGUUAGUAUUUGCAGGAGGUUGACGAGACCAAAGGAUUACCAUUCAAAAACAGAGCAGGGGCAAGAAGCAAACAAAGACCGAAUAUGCAUUGAUGUUCUAGAGAGGGAAAUGCGGCGGAAUCCAAUGGCUGGAGAUGCAUCUAUAUCUUCCCAAAUAAUGCCUGAUGAUCUGCACAUGGAGUUGCUGAACCUGGAGAACAGAGUGGCAUUGGCCCGAUUGUUUUUCCCUGCGGAAGCCAAGCUAGCCAUGGUCAUUGCCCAUGCGGAGACAUCUGAGUUUGCUGCGCCAUCAUCAUCGAAAGGAUCAAGUGGGAAUCUGAUGGAGGUAGAUUUAAACGAGACCCCCACCGUGCAGAACAAAAGACUUCAUUCCAGGUUGGAAGCCCUUAUGAAAACAGUCCGUUUGGGUAGAUGCUACUUCCCUCAUUGCUCAGAAGUCCUGGAUAAGUUCAUCGAUGACGACCUCCCUCAUUUGUUUUACCUCGAGCCUGGCUCCUCCGACGAGCAGAAGGUAAAGAGGAGGCGUUUCAUGGAGCUCAAGGAGGAAGUACAAAAAGCAUUUGACAAGGACAAGGCCGAGUGUAACCUCUCCGGAUUGUCUUCAUCGUCCUCCACGACAUCUCCGGAAAAAAUUGGUGCAAAUCAGAAGGUUAGGGAACCGUGAAGGCGUGUAAAUUUGCAUCUAAUAAGCCUUCGGAGGUUUACUGACGAGAGCGUAGGAAGAUGUUGGC
Messenger RNA from Malus domestica (apple), 2615 nucleotides. Its product is annotated as regulatory protein NPR3-like. Gene Ontology annotation, molecular function: protein binding. Lineage: Eukaryota; Viridiplantae; Streptophyta; Magnoliopsida; Rosales; Rosaceae. The record is from RefSeq and is marked provisional. Gene Ontology annotation, biological process: defense response to fungus; regulation of salicylic acid mediated signaling pathway; systemic acquired resistance, salicylic acid mediated signaling pathway. Gene Ontology annotation, cellular component: nucleus.